CCUUCCAACCCUCAAGCUUUCUUCUUAUCCCUCCUUCCCCCCCUAGUAAGAUUUCAAGAAACCUAGACAAAACUAUGUCCGCGUUCCCUCCCCUCCACCACCUUCUCCUCCGCCCACGCCUCCCCCUCUCCCUCCGCCCCUCCGCCGCCGUCCCCAUCCGCCGGCUCCGCCUCCUCCCUCUCUCCUCCUCCACCGCCACCCAAGACAACGCCGAUGAGGUCGCAGAGCCACCCCCGCCGGUCACGGGAACAAAAAUGUCGGUUAUCGACGUCAAUCCCCCGAGGGGUACGAGGGAUUUCCCUCCGGAGGACAUGCGGCUCCGUAACUGGCUCUUCCAGAACUUUCGAGAGGUGUCUCGGCUUCUCUCGUUCGAGGAGGUCGACUUCCCGGUUCUUGAGUCAGAGGCUCUAUUUAUCAGGAAGGCUGGUGAGGAAAUCACGCAGCAAUGGAAUUGACAAGAAAGCCUGGUUGAAAAAUCAUUGUUGGGGAGUAUUCCGAACUUUGAAGAAUUGUAUUCUUGAGUUAGCGUAUUUUUUUCUGGUUACUUUGUUCCAUGUUUUCUGUCUUAUGGUCAUGGUUGUGCAUGAAAAGGUUUGUUCGAAAUCUUUCAUAAGAAUUAAGUGGGUUACUCAUUACUCUUUUUAUUGCCAGCUGUACAAUUUUGAGGACAAAGGGGGUCGUCGUGUUGUUUUGAGGCCUGAGAUCACUCCUUCUUUGGCACGUCUCGUGAUAAAGCAGGGAAAAUCUGUCUCCUUUCCAUUGAGAUGGUUUGCUAUAGGGCAGUGUUGGCGAUAUGAACGGAUGACAAGAGGAAGGCGCCGUGAACAUUAUCAAUGGAAUAUGGAUAUAAUUGGUGUUUCUAAAGUUCGGGCUGAGGCAGAACUUAUUCAUGCUAUUGUCCUCUUAUUUGAACGGCUUGGGGUCACAUCGUUGGAUGUGGGAAUCAGAGUGUCUAGCCGAAAGGUUCUGCAGGCAGUGCUGCAAAUGUAUUCUAUACCAGAACAUUUGUUCAUGGAAGUUUGUGUCAUUGUUGACAAGUUGGGAAAAAUUACUAGAGAAGAGGUUGAGAAAGAAUUGAUGAUAGCUGGUGUAUCGUUGGAAGCUGUCAAGGGAAUAGUUGAAGUCCUAUCCCUCAAGUCAUUGUCCAAACUUGAAGAGGUUCUGGGGUCCGAUGGCGAAGCUGUGGCUGAUUUAAAAAGGCUUUUUUCCCUUGCUGAACACUAUGGUUAUUCCAAAUGGAUUAAUUUUGAUGCAUCAGUAGUCCGUGGACUUGCCUAUUACACUGGGAUAGUCUUUGAGGCAUUUGAUAGAGAAGGGAAGCUACGGGCAAUUUGUGGUGGUGGAAGAUAUGACCGGUUACUCUCUACAUUUGGAAGUGAUGACAUUCCAGCUUGUGGUUUUGGAUUUGGAGAUGCUGUUAUAAUGGAACUGCUAAAGGAAAAAGGACUUGUGCCUGACCUAGCGCGCCAGGUAGAAGACAUUGUAUUCCCAUUGGAUGUGGAGCUUGAAGGACCAGCAUCCAAGGUUGUGUCCUCUCUUAGAAGGAAAGGCCGCAGUGUUGACCUUAUAGAAGAUAAGCGACUUAAGUGGGUUUUUAAGCAUGCUGAACGGAUCAAUGCUAGCAGGCUUGUCUUAGUUGGAAAUUCUGAGUGGCAACGAGGUAUGGUUCGUGUAAAGAACCUAUCCACCAGAGAAGAAUAUGAAAUCAAAAUCGAUGAAUUAUGCUGAGUGUCAUGCUUUAUUAAUUUUGUUGUAAUAUCUCGCCGUCAGUUAUUAUUGAGGUUUUCCUGCUUAUAUCAUUGUUGAUCCAAAUAACGAGAUGCUGAUAAGAUAAGGUGGUUCAUUUUUUCAAUGGAAGAGAUGUAUGAUUAAUAUUUUUCUAUAAUCGCAUUAUGAGUACUGAUUAUUUUUUCAAAA
Messenger RNA from Phoenix dactylifera (date palm), 1917 nucleotides. RefSeq names its product histidine--tRNA ligase, chloroplastic/mitochondrial-like. The record is from RefSeq and is a predicted model, not a curated record. Gene Ontology annotation, cellular component: cytoplasm. Gene Ontology annotation, biological process: histidyl-tRNA aminoacylation. Lineage: Eukaryota; Viridiplantae; Streptophyta; Magnoliopsida; Arecales; Arecaceae. Gene Ontology annotation, molecular function: ATP binding; histidine-tRNA ligase activity.